UCCUGUCAAUCCCAUCGAGGCCAAACGGCACUGUCUUGUUGUCAACUCCUUGAAGAUGACUUCCUCAAGUGGUGAUCGUGGGUCCCAAGGGUCUUCAGCAGAUCAUACAGUUGCCAAAGCAUUCCGACCUAGCCUCGCGUUUCGCGACAGCGCAGGCUCAAGCAUUGCCUCUAGAGGCAGCAAUGGCGGAGACCGACAUGACGUGAUGGUCAAAUUUCUCUUUAGGCGGUGUUCUCAGGCCAAAUGGCUUGAGCCUCCAGAAGAUGAGUACGGCGUGGUAGAUGGAGGUGUUGUCAAUCUUGGAGUUCUUCUUCGACGUCCCGACGGAAUCUUCACCGCAGAACCCUUAUUUCUGAAUCCAGAACUUGUCAGCGCGGUAGAGAGGCUGAACGCUAUCGUCGCCUUCACCAUGUCCUCGGAGAUCACGCACGCACUCUUGCAACAAGUCACACCCUUCCAGACCGAGCUAUCUUUAGACCCACGCGGCUUCGUAUUGCCCAUCGUCAAUUCCGUAAAAGACAUUGCCAUCGGAAGUUCGUCAGUUGGACACGAUGCCUAUGUAUGCCUCUGCAAACAAGAGCGCAUCGUCCUUGUCUGGGGAGAUACAGUGCCCGGUAUACUCGCUCACGGCACCGACAUCGAGACAAGACUUCUUGGGUUGGUUUGGGGCUCUCACAUCCCGUCGCACAACUCGGUCUCGGCGUACCAGCAGGCUCCGCAGAUACAAUCGCAGCAACCUAGCUCGCAUGGCCAGACAAGAUCAUCCGUAUUUCCGAUAUCUACACCUGCGACAGGGCCGCUGCCCUCUGAAAUGAGCGAAAAGAUCGGUGCUAUCGAUCGCGCAAUCGAGGUUGAGGAGAUGGGAGACCAAGCGUUCGAUCCUGAAAAGGAAGCCGAACUCCCAGAACGAAAAUUCCUCCUGGUUCAUGCAGUCACCAUUGGAAUAGCAAUGGUGUUGGUUAUCGUUGUCGAGAUGGCCUGUGUGGCACAGUUGAUCAGAGAAUAUCGCCUGGACGGAACGAUGAUAAGAUUUGCACUGGUUGCGACCAUUCCACUGUUCGCCGCAUUUUCACUGUUCUUUUUCAUCGUCAUAGGCGGUUCCUUGGGCCAAUUGUUUGGUCCGCUUUCAGCAUUGCAGGGAAACAGCUUGUAUUAUUCAGGCAAAGCACCAAAACGCGCCCGCCAUGUCAACUACGAACUUCCGCAUGUUACUAUCCAAAUGCCGGUUUACAAGGAAGGUCUGAAAGGUGUUAUUAUUCCGACUGUGACAUCACUUCUGGCUGCCGUCAGAUACUACGAGCAACAGGGGGGCACUGCUUCGAUAUUCGUCAACGAAGAUGGUAUGCGCACCGUUUCACACGAGAUGCAAGAAGCACGCAAAGCUUUCUACGAACUAAACAACAUCGGAUGGGUAGCCCGACCCAAGCACAACGAGCCUGGCAAGAAGAAAAGAAGCGGCGGAUUGUUUUCCAAGAAGAAAGUGGAAGAAGAUGAUAGCGAGAAAACUGGAGAGCCAGAACCAACAUUCAUCCGCGCAGGUCACUUCAAAAAGGCAUCAAACAUGAACUACUGCCUGGACUUCUCGCUCCGCGUCGAAGACGAGCUGCUCCGCCUCAUCAACGAGCGAUGCUCCCAGCGUGGCUGCAACCAAGAAGAACUCACCGUCGAAGAAGAGGACGAGCUGUACAUGCAAGCCAUGAACACGAUGCUGGAGAACGACGAAGGUCGGACUUGGGCUGCCGGAAACAUCCGCAUGGGUGAGAUUAUUCUUAUUGUCGACUCCGACACUCGUGUUCCUGAAGACUGUCUUCUAUACGGCGCGUUGGAGAUGCACGAGAGCCCCGAAGUUGCGCUUCUCCAACAUGCAUCCGGCAUCAUGCAAGUCGUCAACAACGUCUUUGAGAACGGCAUCACCUACUUCACUGAUUUAGUCUACACUUCGAUUCAAUAUGCUGUCGGCAACGGUGACUGCGCGCCUUUCGUUGGACAUAACACCUUCAUCCGGUGGAAAGCCAUCCAGAGCAUCGCCUUCGAGCAGGACGGCAACACAAAGUUCUGGUCGGAAGACCACGUAUCCGAAGACUUUGAUGUCAGUCUACGCCUGCAAAUCAACGGCUUUGUUGUGCGUCUCGCGACGUACCACGACGGCGGCUUUAAGGAAGGUGUCUCGCUGACCGUCUACGACGAGCUCGCCCGCUGGGAGAAAUACGCCUAUGGCUGCAACGAGCUCGUCUUCAACCCCUUCCUUAAGUGGCCAACCAAGGGUCCCAUCACGCCUUUAUUCUGGAAAUUCCUAUGGAGUCCUAUCAAGAUCACUUCCAAGAUGACCAUUCUAGCGUAUAUCGGUACAUACUACGCUAUUGCAUCCGCGUUCCCCCUCUCGCUCGUAAACUACAUCAUCAUCGGCUGGUUCAACGACUCGGUUGAUCAAUUCUACAUUGCGAGUUGGAAGAUCUUCGUCGGCAUGGCUUUCAUCUUCAACGUCCUAUCCCCCCUCGCAUACGCAAUGUUGCGUCAUCGACUCGGCAAGAAAACGUUCUUUUGGUCGCUCUGGGAAACUGUGAAAUGGAUGCCUUUCUUCCUCCUCUUUUUCGGCGGCAUAUCUUUCCACCUCCUCAAAGCCCUCUUCUGCCACUUCUUCAGCGUCCGCAUUGAAUGGACCGCCACGGCCAAGGAACUCUCCGAAUCCGGAUUCCGCGUCGGUCUCGAUCGUAUCGUGCGCGAUUUCAAGUGGAUGUACUUGUUCCUGCUACCCGUCACGGGCGGUAUGAUCUAUCUCGCCGUCUUCUCGCCUCGUGGAUGGCUUAUCAGCGAUUUCACGGCUAUCGUGCCGCUCGCGAAUCAGGUUGGGUGCCAUGCUCUUCUGCCGACACUGCUCCGUCUUCAUCGUGAGGCUCGUUUCUUUCCGUCGAUGCCAUUACACUUAUUCCUACCUGUACAUGACCUCGGCGCAUGA
Messenger RNA from Periconia digitata, 2956 nucleotides. Lineage: Eukaryota; Fungi; Ascomycota; Dothideomycetes; Pleosporales; Periconiaceae. The record is from the annotation of a GenBank genome assembly.